Aspergillus ochraceoroseus IBT 24754 is the source of this 514-nucleotide messenger RNA. RefSeq names its product FKBP-type peptidyl-prolyl cis-trans isomerase. The coding region runs from base 1 to 339 and encodes 112 amino acids. The transcript is spliced from 6 exons. The record is from RefSeq and is a predicted model, not a curated record. NCBI's taxonomy places the organism in Eukaryota, Fungi, Ascomycota, Eurotiomycetes, Eurotiales, Aspergillaceae. Gene Ontology annotation, molecular function: peptidyl-prolyl cis-trans isomerase activity.
AUGGGUGUUACCAAGGAACUUAUCUCUCCCGGCAAUGGCACUGAUUUCCCUGCCAAGGGCGAUUUCGUGACCAUGCACUACACUGGCAAGCUGACCAACGGUGAUAAGUUCGACAGCUCCGUUGACCGCGGCACCCCCUUCCAGACUCAGAUCGGUACUGGCCGUGUCAUUAAAGGCUGGGACGAGGGUGUUCCCCAGAUGACCCUGGGCGAGAAGGCUGUUCUCACCAUUACUCCCGACUACGGCUAUGGUGCCCGUGGCUUCCCCCCCGUCAUCCCCGAGAACGCUACCCUGAUCUUUGAGGUCCAGCUCCUCGGCAUCAACAACAAGAGGGCAUAAGUGUGGCGUCUUGAUCUGAAUGCUAGACUCUGUACAGCCAUGGCGUUGUUUUGAUUUUGCAAUCCAUGUACCACACGGUUUACCCCGUGAUUGUUGUUACCUCCCCAUUUAGGGCUUGAAUAUUAGCCAAGCGGGGGCCUCAAGUACAGUAGAGCUAAUACGAACUAUGAGCUAU